GACAAACCUUAAUUAACAAUCGCGUAGACAAACUGUCCCUUCGCGGAUUCCGUAGUUGCGUGGGGUCUCCUGCAGUGCCAGUCCUGCAUCCGAGCUGGUUUAAUCGCUAUGUUAUUUGACUUUCCUAUGAGCUUCCGAAAGUGAUUUAUGUCUGUCCUGAAUUGACAGCAUAACUUCACCAGCUAUUUUCCCGACAGAAUCCUGUUUUGCUCGCACCUAGUGGCGUGUACUGAGGCGCGCGGUUGAGUUGACAUGGUUUAACAGUCGUUAGCUAACUAACUAGCUACUGUGGAACAAUGCUGGCGACGUUGUCGAGAGUUAAAACGCCUCGGUGGCUUUCUCCGGACGUACUUUCACCAUACGUGUUAGGACGAGGGGUUAGAGGAAACGAACUGAGCUCGUUCAGUCACGGCAGUCCUCCAGUACCAGCGGCGUGGAGACCGAAAGUCGCCGCCGGUAUCAGAGAUGUCAGCACCUCCCGCACGCUGUGCGCCAAAGUCCGAGGAAACCAGAAGAAGAGGGAGCUCUCAGAAAAGAAGCUGACCCGUCACUUUGUAGACCAUCGCCGUGUGAAGCUGGUGGCUGGGUCAGGCGGUAAAGGUGCCUGCAGCUUUCACAGUGAGCCCCGAAAAGAGUGGGGUGGACCGGAUGGAGGGAAUGGAGGUGAUGGAGGAAGCAUCAUUAUCAAGGCUGAUCGGUUUGUCAAAUCAUUGGCGCAAGUAGUUCCAGUUUACAAGGGAGAGGUUGGGCAAUCGGGGGGCAGCAAGAACUGUUAUGGUCGGAAUGGCAGCCCAGCCUAUAUUUGUGUACCAUUAGGCACCGUGGUGAAGGAGCAGGGCAAAAUGAUAGUGGACCUUUCUGAACAUGGGCAGGAGUAUCUGGCUGCAUUUGGAGGAGCCGGAGGGAAGGGAAAUCGAUUCUUUCUUUCCAAUGAGAACCGUGCCCCAAUGACAGCAACCUCAGGAAUGGCAGGUGAGGAGAAGGUCCUUCAGCUGGAGCUACGCACCAUGGCACAUGCUGGGCUGGUGGGGUUUCCUAAUGCUGGGAAAUCAUCUUUGUUGAGAGCCAUCUCCAAUGCCAGGCCUGCUGUGGCUGCUUACCCUUUUACAACACUCAAUCCACAUGUAGGAGUUGUCAAUUACAGAGACCAUGAGCAAGUUGCAGUUGCUGACAUCCCAGGCAUCAUUCAAGGAGCCCAUCUAAAUCGAGGCCUGGGCAUCUCUUUCCUGCGUCACAUAGAGCGCUGUCGUUUCCUCCUCUUUGUUCUGGAUCUGUCGACUCCGGAGCCCUGGACUCAGCUCCAACACUUGCGUUAUGAACUGGACCAGUAUGAGCCUGGUCUGUCCCAGCGGCCUCAGGCCAUCAUAGCCAACAAAAUGGACCUACCUGAGGCCCGGGAGAAGCUUGAGACUCUAAGUAGCCUCGUCAUCGAACGGGUCAUCCCCGUGUCAGCUCUUACGGGACAAAACACAGAGGAGCUCAUCCUCCAUCUCAGAGAGCUGUAUGACGGCUACCUCCAAGGAGAAGGUAGUGGGGAAGGCAAACCCACUAGGUGGUAGAAAAAACUAUUUUCCCUUGCUCUACUGAUAUCUCUGUAAAAAUAUUUAUACUGUAAGAUAUAAAAUGUAUUUUAAAUUGCUUAAUAAAUAUAUAAACACAACAAAAUUCAAU
Molecule: messenger RNA, 1671 nt
Organism: Xiphias gladius (swordfish)
Lineage: Eukaryota; Metazoa; Chordata; Actinopteri; Istiophoriformes; Xiphiidae
Gene: mtg2
Product: mitochondrial ribosome-associated GTPase 2
Exons: 6
Coding region: 297-1559 (420 amino acids)
Cellular component (GO): mitochondrion
Molecular function (GO): GTP binding; GTPase activity; magnesium ion binding
Source: RefSeq, a predicted model, not a curated record